Messenger RNA from Cyanidioschyzon merolae strain 10D, 1134 nucleotides. RefSeq lists its product as hypothetical. Lineage: Eukaryota; Rhodophyta; Bangiophyceae; Cyanidiales; Cyanidiaceae. Gene Ontology annotation, biological process: regulation of DNA-templated transcription. The transcript has a single exon. Gene Ontology annotation, molecular function: sequence-specific DNA binding; DNA-binding transcription factor activity. Bases 1 to 1134 code for a protein of 377 amino acids. The record is from RefSeq and is a predicted model, not a curated record.
AUGUCCAGAACGGCAAAUGUGCCCGUGGGGUCAGGUAGCAACAACCAGCACUGCGAGAACGCGCUCUCGCGUGUUCAGUGGCGGACUCGGAACGGCAGCAGGGCAACCCGUGUGCCCGCGUUUAUACUGGGACUUGCUCGGGUACUGAGCACGGACCCUGCGCCACGCACGGUUGACUGGGCGGCGGACGGGCAGCGUAUUCUCGUUCUUGAUCGCGACCGCUUCACGGAGCGGUACGUCCGCCCUGGCGGCGCACUUCGUGUGAGCUCCUGGGCAAGUUUCCUGCGCGUCAUGACAUACUUCGAGUUCGCUCGCCUGCUCGAUACAGAGGAACACGACAUCAUAUGCUUCAAACAUGCAACAAUCACUCGCACUUUUAUGGAACAGCUCGCAGCAUCGAGCACCGAUCGGCCUAGCUGUGAUAAUAUGCCGAAAAGCCGAUGUUCCAGAGAGGCACGGAGCUCGUCCAUUCGAGCUGCCCCUUCUACGUUGAUCGUGCAGGAGCCAAUUGAGGCGCUGAAUGCUAACGUCAUCCCCGCUGCUGCGGACUCGAAUGUGCUACACGCUUCUCGGUUGUCAGGAGCCUUGUCGAUCGAACGAAAGCGUGUCCGGAGGUCUACUUCACCGCGGCCGCUGGAAACAUACGACACAGUGAAUGAGCACGUGAACGCCCCGGUCAUACAUGUAGAUCCUAAUGAUUAUCCCAGAGCACUGAAUCCUUUGACUGAGCCAAAUCAUUGGGAGUUGCGGAACGACGGCGGCGAGGACGAUUGCUGGUCGCUGAGAACCACGGACGCUGACAUUCCACCCGUGUUAGCGACCAUGAGCGACAGAAACGGGAGGUUGCUCGACUGCGGAACGCAGACUACGAGCAGAUGCUAUUCGAACGUUGGUAGCUUUGGGGAAGCGUUGAGGCUUCGGGCAUGGACGACAUCGAGCCCUCCUCAUGAGCAUCCAUCGUCGGACGACAUGAGUAUCUACAAAGCGCACCUGAUACAAGUGGAGAGCUGCCUCGCAAGCAUCCGCUCUGAAUUGCAUAACAUUGUCCAUGCAGUCGAGUGGCUGAGAGAGCAUCACGCGAAUAUAUGUUCCUUUAUGCAUGCGCCUGGACAAUCGUCUUCCAAAUCGGCUUGA